Messenger RNA from Odontomachus brunneus, 3161 nucleotides. It is a transcript of the gene Stt3A, whose product is annotated as dolichyl-diphosphooligosaccharide--protein glycosyltransferase subunit STT3A. Gene Ontology annotation, molecular function: dolichyl-diphosphooligosaccharide-protein glycotransferase activity. The record is from RefSeq and is a predicted model, not a curated record. The transcript has 12 exons. Gene Ontology annotation, biological process: post-translational protein modification. NCBI's taxonomy places the organism in Eukaryota, Metazoa, Arthropoda, Insecta, Hymenoptera, Formicidae. Gene Ontology annotation, cellular component: membrane. Bases 231 to 2348 code for a protein of 705 amino acids.
GCAAGACAGUUUCUCAUCUGUUUAAUUCUAUCUCGAUUGAUCCUGAUUAAACCGUCAUAUUGCGGGUUAUAAUCUAUGCCUUUACUUUGGGAAUUGUGUAAUAUUUGUUAGUUAAUAAUUUAAAUGGCCACGUUCUUUUUUCGCAUUUGUUGUAUACAAUAAUUUCAUUAUAUAUUAUAGAGUUCAGGAUUUUAUUUACUUGAAGUUAUUGUGCUUUCCUUUGCAUCAACAUGGUGUUGUUAGUGAAAGCAAGGGGUAUGCGUAUGACAGCGCAAAAGCAAGAAACACUCUUAAAAUUAACUGUGCUUUCUUUAGCAGCAAUCUUAUCAUUUGCCACACGUUUGUUCUCAGUAUUAAGAUUUGAAAGUGUUAUUCAUGAAUUUGAUCCUUAUUUCAAUUACCGCACAACAAAAUAUUUAGCUGAAAAUGGCUUUUAUAGCUUUCAUAAUUGGUUUGAUGAUCGUGUUUGGUAUCCACUUGGCAGAAUAAUAGGAGGAACCAUAUAUCCUGGUUUAAUGAUAACUUCUGCAGCACUGUAUCGUCUCUCAUGGUUACUGAAUAUUACAUUAGAUAUACGUAAUAUUUGUGUCUUCCUUGCUCCAUUGUUCUCAAGUUUAACUACAAUCAUUACUUAUCUGCUGACUAAAGAAUUGAAGGAUUCCGCGUCAGGCCUAUUUGCAGCUGCAAUGAUUGCUAUUGUACCCGGUUACAUAUCUCGAUCAGUUGCAGGAUCAUAUGACAAUGAAGGCAUAGCAAUCUUUUGUAUGUUAUUCACCUAUUACAUGUGGAUCAAAGCUGUAAAGACUGGAGCAAUAUGUUGGGCUACGUGUUCUGCAUUGGCAUACUUCUACAUGGUAUCCUCAUGGGGAGGAUAUGUCUUUUUGAUCAAUUUGAUACCAUUGCAUGUGCUGACCUUGAUAGUGACUGGCCGGUUUUCCCACAGGAUAUACAUUGCGUACAGUAUUUUGUAUUGUUUAGGCACAAUUCUAUCUAUGCAGAUAUCGUUUGUUGGCUUUCAACCAGUUCAAAGCUCCGAGCAUAUGCUUGCAUUGGGUGUUUUUGGUCUCUGCCAAAUACACGCGUUAGUAGAUUAUCUACGGAGCAAGCUAUCGCAAAAGGAGUUUGAAAUGUUAUUCCGUGCUCUUGUCAUUAUAGUGGUUACUACAUCAUGCGCAGUUGGUGGUAUUUUAACUAUUACAGGGAAAAUAUCACCAUGGACUGGACGCUUUUACUCGCUGCUUGAUCCAUCUUAUGCAAAAAAUCACAUUCCAAUAAUUGCUUCCGUUUCGGAACAUCAGCCAACAUCAUGGAGCUCCUUCUACUUUGAUCUGCAGAUACUUGUAUUUUUGUUCCCAUUAGGCUUAUAUUUCUGUUUUUCUAAGUUGACGGACUCAAACAUUUUCCUAAUUUUGUAUGGAGUUACCAGUUUAUAUUUUGCAGGAGUGAUGGUACGUUUGAUGUUGGUACUCGCCCCUGUAAUGUGCAUUUUGGGUGGAAUUGGAGCAUCUUCUUUACUAGUUACGUAUAUGAAACAAGUUGAAGGUUCCAAGGUUACUGAUAAGAAAGCCAAGAAAUUCGAAAGUAACUAUGUCUUAAGAAGUGAGAUUGCUAUGUUCUUUAUCUCGAUCAUGUGUAUACUCUUCUUCUCUUAUACUCUUCAUUGCACGUGGGUUACGGCAGAAGCUUAUAGCUCACCUAGCAUCGUAUUGUCCGCACGGUCGCCUGACGGUGGACGAAUGAUUUUCGACGAUUUUAGGGAAGCAUAUUAUUGGCUACGUAUGAAUACACCCGAGAAUGCUAAAGUAAUGUCUUGGUGGGACUAUGGCUAUCAGAUAACUGCAAUGGCGAAUCGUACUAUUCUAGUAGACAAUAACACGUGGAAUAAUACGCACAUAUCAAGAGUUGGCCAGGCAAUGGCAAGUUCCGAAGAGAAGGCUUACGAGAUAAUGAGAGAAUUGGAUGUCAACUAUGUCCUCGUGAUUUUUGGUGGACUUACUGGAUACUCAUCAGACGAUAUAAAUAAGUUCCUAUGGAUGGUGCGUAUCGGCGGUAGUACGGAGAAAGGAAAAUCUAUAACCGAGUGGAAUUACUACAAUUCCGCGGGCGAAUUUCGAGUGGACAAAGAGGGAUCUCCAGUUUUGCUCAACUGUCUCAUGUACAAAAUGUGCUAUUAUAGAUUCGGUCAAAUCUACACUGAAGGCGGCAAGCCGCCAGGCUAUGACAGAGUCAGAAAUAUGGAAAUUGGAAAUAAGGACUUUGAGUUGGAUACGUUAGAAGAGGCGUACACGACAGAACAUUGGCUCGUACGAAUUUACAAAGUGAAAGAUCUACGAAACAGAGGAGCUUAAAAGUGCUCUCUAACUGGGAUUCGUAUCGUCACAGGUUUAUUAUGUUACAAAUGUUCUUUUUUGUUUUUUUUUUUUAUAUUUACAUUUACUUACGCAUGCGUUUCGCGAUGAACACUGCGAAAUCUGAUACUCACAUACGGCGUAUCAGAUUGUAUCUCAAUAUAUCCCGUGUAACCGAAACUUUUGUAGAUAAACUCUCGCCGUAAACAUGAAAACGAUAUUAAAUAUAAAUAUAUACAAUUUAUCAAAAUUUCGAAAUGUAUGUUUUGCAUGUAUUUCUCCCGGUAUUGAAUUUCGACUAAAGUCAUAACAUUGAACAAACAUGACUAAUUAGGAUAAUUGUUCAUGGAUAUUCGCAAAUGUCUGUUUUUAAUAUAAGUAAAAAGGAUUGUUUCAUACAUAUUUCGCAUCUAAUGCGCUACAGUAUUGAACAAUUAUAUUAUCGAAAGCAUCCUUUUAUUCUCCAAGAAAUCGUGUCGUAAAUAAAUAUUUCAUAAAGUUUACAUUAUAUUACGCUAUUGCUUGGUGACACGAGUAUGGUCACGAAUGUUUAAGUUGGUACUAAAAAUUAAAUGCAAGACUAUCUAUAGGUGGAUUAACGUACAUUACAGCCUAAAUAUAAUGAAAUUCGAACAAGGCAAUGUAAUUAGAUUGCAUUGCACUUAGGCCACAGAUGUAUAAAUAUGGAAAUGAAUGCGAAUAGGAGCAUGCAUUUUAUAUUUUUUAUUCUAUAUAUAUAUUUAACAGAUUGUAAACCCUUAAAACUUAAGGAUUAGGAAAUACUUGAAUAAAUGUCUUUUAUUUCAAAGCUAA